Molecule: messenger RNA, 687 nt
Organism: Nomascus leucogenys (northern white-cheeked gibbon)
Lineage: Eukaryota; Metazoa; Chordata; Mammalia; Primates; Hylobatidae
Exons: 2
Coding region: 49-420 (123 amino acids)
Source: RefSeq, a predicted model, not a curated record
CAAGGCCACACAGAAAUCUGUUGGAAAUCCCUGUGGAAACAAACGCAAAUGAAAAGCCGCAGAGAGCAAAGGCUGCUCACCAGCCCAUCUCCUCUCAUGAAUGCUGCUCUGGGAACCACCUCUCUGCUCUCCAUCACUACCACUCUAGCCUGUGGCCUGCUCCUGGUUGAAGAAGCCAUCAAUCAAAAUGAAUACCACUCUGGAAAUCUUGGGUGGCCUGACCCGAUAUUUUCGCAUAGUGGCCACAGAUAUUUUAGGCCCCCAAGAGGUAGUCAUACUCUUUCAAUUUUACUGGUUCCACUGUUUGAGGAACUUGGAACAAUUUCCCCAGGGACUGGUCUGGAGGUACUGUUGAAUAACACCACAGUGUUUUUCUUCCUCCCCACUAAGGGCCCGUUGAUGUCUCAAGAUGAGACAUAAACCUUUUGGUGCUCAACUCACUCAGCAUGAGAGUCCUGCUUUCCCUCAGCACUCUUGCCCUUCGAGGGUGGGGCCAAAUAUUUUCUCCCUUUAUUACUGGUGACUUCUGAUCCUGGUUUUUGUUAUUUGUCAUUCCCGGGGGAAUUUAGUACCCUGUGUCUUGGUAAAUUGUAAGACCGCUGUGGAUUUUGGGGUUAAGUCUCAUUUCCCUAUCCCUCCCUUCAAGAGAAGAAAGAAAGAGAGAGAACACCCAAACCCUGCAUCGUC